CGAUCCUUUGGCUAUCGGAUCCAGAUCGAGUGACUAUCGGCCCCGUCCUCUAUUCUCUCUCAGCUGCCUGGCUCUAAUGCUCACCGAUCGAUGCCCACCUAUUUCUUGCUCGUCUUUGCUUCUUCGGAUAUCAUUCAAUCUUAGUCUUCAUCAACCAUGUGGACUUUCAUACGCCAUCAUCUCUCCUCACAUCCUCAUCUUCCUUACUUGGAAUCUGAGGCCAUCAACGCCCUUCCAAAUUGCAAGUAUCCACCACCACAGAAUGAUCAACGUCUCGUCACUGAAGGUUUUCUCCAAGACUCGAACCGCAGCCACAGAGUCUUGGAGAAGUAUCCUUCCCAUCCAAUGCCAACUAAUAAUAAUGCAUCACCAUUUGUCCUAUGCACAAGUAUCUUCCCUUUCUUAAACUGAACCAUCGACAUUCCUAAUCAAACACAUUGGUAGGAGGGAGGAAUCGAUUGCCAGUACUCCUCCAUGUUUCAGCUUUCUUUCAUCAUCAUCGUCUCAGUAGCUGCACCAGUCCUUCUUUCAGGUUCUCAUGCAUUACCACUACCAAUCCCCUACCACAUUCAACAAGUACUUCCCUGAACUCAGAAUGGCAACAAAAGACACACCCUUUGUUGUAGAACCCCCACAAGAUCUCCUCGCGACACCCUUCUCAACUUCACUCUGGAUCUCCAAGAUCCUCCAUGCCAAUCUCUCCGGGAAGUCUGGUUCUCCUUCAGAAUUGAAGUGCUUCGAUGUCGAGAACAUUACCUGUUUAGCUAGAAUCCCUCCAACCCUGAGAUUUAAUCAUAUCCUGAGACCAGAAAGCAUAGCAGCCACCAUCGAGGAAGGAAAUGAGGAGGAGGAAAAGUAUGGGAGUCGCAAGUCUGACAACAGUGGCCUGGCUUCAGAGGAAGGGAAGGGUAAAGGGAAGGGUCAUUGGAAUGACAUGCAUAAGUUUCUACUGGCCGGCACAGUGUCCACAGUCAUAUCCAGGACGUGCGUUGCGCCAUUGGAGAGAAUAAAGCUGGAAUGCAUCGUCCAGGGAUCAAAGCGUCCAUUGGUGAAGAUAGUCCAGUGUAUCUGGACUGCAGAAGGAUUGAGGGGAUUCUGGAAGGGCAAUGCACUCAACCUCCUCCGCAUGGUACCUUUCAAAUCCAUCAAUUUCAUUUGCUACGACAUGUAUUUGGAUUGGCUCCUCAACUCCCCGGGGAAGAAGGAGAUCACAAAUCACGAUAGACUCGUUGGGGGUGGCAUCUCCGGCCUCCUGGCCACCGUGAUCUGCAUUCCUCUCGACACCAUAAGGACGAGGCUGCUUGCGCCGGGCGGCGACGCUCUCGGGGGAGUGGCAGGCUGCGUCUCUCACAUGGUGCAGAAUGAAGGCUUCCUCUCGCUCUACAAGGGCCUGGCUGCCGCCCUCAUCAGCAUGGGUCCGGCGAGCGCAGUCUUCUACACGGUCUACGACAUCCUCAAGAGCUCUCACCUCUCCGAGACGAAGAAGAAGAGGACUGAACUAGGUCCUGCGUGGACCUUAGCAUACGGUGCAAUUGCAGGGGCAUGCUCUGAGACCGUGACGUAUCCUCUGGAAGUCAUCCGGAGGCAACUCCAGCUCCAGCAAUCCACCAACCUGGGCCUGGCUUCCGCCUUCAUCGAUCUGGUGAAGAGAGGAGGAGCUGAGUCUCUCUUUGCAGGACUAGUUCCGAGCACACUUCAGGUGUUGCCUUCUGCAGCUUUGAGCUAUUUCUUCUACGAGAUGAUGAAAUCUAUAUUGAAGAUCUAGAAAAAGAUGCAGAGCGUGGCCAAAUCGUGAGA
Molecule: messenger RNA, 1797 nt
Organism: Musa acuminata subsp. malaccensis (wild Malaysian banana)
Lineage: Eukaryota; Viridiplantae; Streptophyta; Magnoliopsida; Zingiberales; Musaceae
Product: probable mitochondrial adenine nucleotide transporter BTL3
Biological process (GO): transmembrane transport
Source: RefSeq, a predicted model, not a curated record